Molecule: messenger RNA, 2529 nt
Organism: Trichosporon asahii var. asahii CBS 2479
Lineage: Eukaryota; Fungi; Basidiomycota; Tremellomycetes; Trichosporonales; Trichosporonaceae
Exons: 5
Coding region: 1-2529 (842 amino acids)
Biological process (GO): retrograde transport, endosome to Golgi
Cellular component (GO): GARP complex
Source: RefSeq, a predicted model, not a curated record
AUGGUGUUCGCCUUCCUUCUCCCACUUGGUUCGGGAUACGGUCUGCAGUCUACUCCCGACUUUGUUAUUGUGGACCCGUCACCCACCGCCCAGCGCGUCAUCACGGGUGAGGCCACCGUGGGAAUCUUCGAUAGACGACAACAACAGCGGGCAACAUGGCGGAUACGAGCGUCGCAAUGGCGCGCCUCGGGCGGGAGUUUCAUGACUAUUCACGCCCGGUUACAGCUCGAGAUCCUCGAUGCGCGGGAAGAGAUCGCACGCUUGAAGGCCGAGCUCCGCGCCGACCAGGACCCGGAACGGAUGGGACACAUCCAGCGUCAGAUCGGUAGGAGAGACGACAUGCUGACACCCGCCGCAGCACUUAAUGACGCAGAUCAACGCGAUUCGGGAGAAGGCGGCCGAGGCCGAGGCGAUCGUCAAGGCGAUCACGAGCGAUAUCCAGCGUUUAGACGUCGCAAAGCGGAAUCUGACAAGGACAAUGCAGACGCUCGAGCGGUGGAGCAUGCUGAAAACGGCGCAGGCGCAUCUGCACUCGCUCCUCCCGACAACGCGAUAUGCCGAGAUGGCACAGGCGCUGGCAGCAGUGACGCAGCUGCUGGAGCCGCUGCGACCACUCGCGACGAUUGGCGAGGUCGCGGCCGUGUUCAAGGCGGCCGAGACGGACCGGAAGGCGCUGCAGGAGAAGGUGAACAGCGAGAUGGAGGUGUUGUAAGUUUCCUCGCUCUCUGCCCAACUGACCUCAGCUUCGCAAACGACCCGAGCAAGCCGCCAGACCGCGCGAUCGUCGGCCCAGCGUGCCAGGUGAUCGAGGUGCUCGGCGGCGACUACAGGAAACACAUUAUCGAGCGGUACAUCCAGCUGCAGCUGCAGGACUACCGGCGUAUCUUCCGGAGUACGGACGAGGCAGGGCAGCUCGACAACGUGCCGCGGCGAUAUGCCUGGUUCCGGCGCGUGCUCAAGUCGCACGACGAGGAGUCCGGCUCCCUCUUCCCCGACAGCUGGGAGGUAUCGCGCCUCCUCGUCGCCAGUUUCGCGGACAGCACGCGGGCCGAUCUGACGAAUGUGCUGCUCAAGACGCCGCCAUCCGUCACGGUGCUCCUCGACGCACUCCAGGCCACGCUCGACUUUGAAGCGACGUAUGCGCGCCGCUUCGGCUGCUCCUUUGAGGACAUCACGGACCGGCUUGAUGCGCUGAACGCGCCCCAGCAGCGCUUCACGAUCAGCAGUGCGUUCGACGCGCACUUUGGCAUCUUUGUGGAUGCGCAGGACAAGGCUAUCGCCGACACGCUGGGACCGCACCGGGGAAUGCGCAGCCGUGCCUCCUUUGAGGGAGUCAGCAACGACGACGAGGGCGCGACGGCGCUCGUCCUCCCGAGCUCCAUGGAACUGUUCCACGUGUACCGCGCCGCACUCGACAAGUGCAGUCAGUACACGACGGGCGAGCCGCUGCAGCGCCUCGCGCGCGUGUUCGCAAAGUGGCUCAAGGUGUAUAGCGACGACGUACUGCUCGCGAGCAUGAAGAAGCCGGCGCCUGCCGACUUCCUCGCCCGCCGCUCCGUCGAGGGCCGCUCCGACCUCGCCGAGGUGCGCAACGCGUGCAUGGUGCUGAACACGGCCGAGUACUGCCUCAACACUUCCGUGCAGUUAGAGGACCUGGUCAAGGAGAAGAUCAAGCCCGAGCUGGCAGACAGCAUCUCGUUCCAAGACGAGCGGGACGGGUUCAACGGCGCGAUCGCGCAGUGCCUCUCGCUCAUCAUGAAGGAGCUGGAGAACGCCGUCGAGCCCAGCUUUGCGGCCAUGCUGCGCACGCCGUGGAAGGACCUCGAGAACGUCUCGGGCCGCUCGGCGUACAUCGUCGACCUGGUGGGGAGCGUGAAGGAGAUCGCGGCCGUAGUGGGCACACGCACAGCGAGCCCCAAGUACGUGCGCAACUUUAGCGACAAGUGCGUCAACCUGAUCAUGGGCCGGUUCACGUCUGCGAUUGUGCGCUCGCGUCCGCUGAAGAAGAUUGGCGCCGAGCAGCUCCUCCUCGACAUCUCGGCCGUCAAGGGAUGCCUCCUCGAGCUCCCGCCGCUGGAACAGGGGGAGAAGUCUCAUCAGCACAAAAAGUACGUCGCCAAGGUCACCAAGGCGACGGGCGAGCUCGAGACCAUGCUCAAGGUCAUUCUUGCGCCUGAUGAGGUGCCAGAGGGCUUCGUCCAGAACUAUUGCUUGUUAAUCGGAGACCGGUCCUUCUCCAACUUCCAGAAGAUCCUCGACCUGAAGGGCACCCUCAAGGGCGAGCAGCUGCAGAAGCUCCUCGACAUCUUCCUCGCUGUCACUCGAACCAAGGACGACCUCGAGGACUCGAGCUUCCUGACGAAACUGGACAUGGACGAGAAGACCACGACAACUGUCGGCGGCGGCCUCUUCUCCAGCGGCAACACAACGCCGACCCUCGGCCUCGGGAGCAAGGCGCCGGAUCGCACCGAGACGCCCAAGGCGUUCGGCGACUUCCGCAAGUUCUUCAGGCGGGACACCCACUCAUAA